Molecule: messenger RNA, 1027 nt
Organism: Cynocephalus volans (Philippine flying lemur)
Lineage: Eukaryota; Metazoa; Chordata; Mammalia; Dermoptera; Cynocephalidae
Gene: OCEL1
Product: occludin/ELL domain containing 1
Exons: 7
Coding region: 1-882 (293 amino acids)
Biological process (GO): bicellular tight junction assembly
Cellular component (GO): cytoplasmic vesicle; bicellular tight junction; apical plasma membrane
Source: RefSeq, a predicted model, not a curated record
AUGGGUAGGCACUGUGGGGACACUCGUAGAGAUGCCCACGUGGACCCCCAACAACACAGAUCGACCUCUCCAGUCGGGUGCAGCUUGCAGUUAACACACAACUGGGACUCAGGUGCCUCUGCGGCAGCAGACCCAGGCUUGGAGCCCCGGACGCUGGGACAGGCCGCCCGCAGGCCAUCCCCGCCACGCGCGGGCCACGACACCUCCCGCAGGGCCCGCCCACCGGCCCAGGGACCACCAAGUGGCGCCUCCCCGAGUCCGAUGCACACCCGGAAGCCUCCCAAGACUCGCUGCUCCCGGGGAAACCCGCAGACCCGCCCUCCUGGCCCUGGGUCCCCGCGACCAGUGGCAGGAGGUCUCAAAACCGGCGCCCCCCGCCCUCUGUGCCAGCCCCUGCUGGGAGCCCACAAGGCAAGGCCCAAGAAGAUUGUAUUUGAGGAUGAGCUGCCCUCCCAGGCCCUCGUGGGCGCCAAGAAGCCUACUGGAGCCGUCCCCAGGGGGCAUAUGCCUAGGCCUCCCCCAGUGCCUGACUAUGAGCUUAAAUACCCACCAGUGAGCAGUGAGAGGGAACGGAGCCGCUAUGCCGCAGUGUUCCAGGACCAAUAUGGAGAGUUCCUGGAGCUCCAGCAGGAGGUGGGAUCCGCACAGGCAAAGCUCCAACAGCUGGAAGCCCUGCUGAGCUCGCUGCCCCGGCCCCAAAGCCAGAAGGAAGCUAAAGUUGCAGCCCGUGUCUGGAGGGAGUUUGAGAAGAAGCGAACAGACCCUGGCUUCCUGGACAAGCAGGUGCGUUGUCACUACCUGAAGGGUAAACUGAGGCAUCUCAAGAACCAGAUCCAGAAAUUUGACGACCAAAGAGACAGCGAGGGCUCUGUGUACUUCUGAGCGGCCUGGCAGACGUGUGUGGGUAGGGACCCCUUGCUUCUCUUCCUACCUGCAGGCCUCUUCUCGUGCCCCUCCCCCAGCCUGGAGUAGCUUCCCUGGUCACAGAGGCCUCGGCUGUGAUGGCCCCUCUUCCAGGAAGCCUUCC